AUGUCUUUUCGAGGUGGAGGUCGCGGAGGAUUUAAUCGAGGUGGCGGCUUCGGUCGCGGCGGCAGCAACAACAACCACUUCCGAGGUGGAGGCGGCGGUAAUUUCAGAGGCGGCGGCGGCAGAGGAGGAUUCGGACGAGGGGGAGGCCGUGGAGGCUUUAACAAAGGCCAAGACCAAGGACCUCCAGAACAAGUAGUUUUGUUAGGAGAGUUCCUGCACCCUUGUGAAGAUGACAUAGUGUGUAAAUGUACCACAGAUGAAAAUAAAGUACCUUAUUUCAAUGCUCCAGUUUAUUUAGAAAACAAAGAACAAAUUGGAAAAGUGGAUGAAAUAUUUGGACAGCUUAGAGAUUUUUAUUUUUCAGUUAAAUUAUCAGAGAACAUGAAAGCAUCGUCCUUUAAAAAACUACAGAAGUUUUAUAUAGACCCAUAUAAGCUGCUGCCGUUGCAGAGGUUUCUACCUCGACCUCCUGGUGAAAAGGGACCUCCAAGAGGUGGUGGCAGGGGAGGUCAAGGAGGAGGAAGAGGCAGAGGUGGCAGAGGUGGUAGAGGUGGCGGUUUUAGAGGUGGAAGAGGAGGUGGAGGUUUCAGAGGAGGAAGAGGGGGUGGUGGUUUCAGAGGAAGAGGACAUUAAGUGUGACAGUUGACAGAAACUUCACCAGUCGACUUCUGCAUUAACCUCAUAAUCUGCUUCAGUGGAUCAGAAACUUGUUUCUUGAGCACAUUUUGAAGAACUGGUCUUUUAGGACAGUGGAGCUAAAAUGUCAACGUCAUGCAAAAAUGAGUGUGGCAGAACAGGCAGCUUUGCCUCAGAAGAGUAUGAAUAAGUGUUUUAACAUUUUGUACAAUGUUCGGAACUUUGUGGGUGUUUAAUAAAGGGACAGCUUUUAAUUGGAGCAUAUUUGAAUUUUGUAAAUAAAGUGUUUUAUUUCUUUAAGUAA
Messenger RNA from Bubalus bubalis (water buffalo), 940 nucleotides. RefSeq names its product GAR1 ribonucleoprotein (gene GAR1). Gene Ontology annotation, cellular component: box H/ACA snoRNP complex. Gene Ontology annotation, biological process: snoRNA guided rRNA pseudouridine synthesis; ribosome biogenesis. The record is from RefSeq and is a predicted model, not a curated record. The coding region runs from base 1 to 633 and encodes 210 amino acids. Gene Ontology annotation, molecular function: box H/ACA snoRNA binding. The transcript has 6 exons. NCBI's taxonomy places the organism in Eukaryota, Metazoa, Chordata, Mammalia, Artiodactyla, Bovidae.